This is a messenger RNA of Necator americanus (New World hookworm), 1425 nucleotides long. RefSeq lists its product as uncharacterized. NCBI's taxonomy places the organism in Eukaryota, Metazoa, Nematoda, Chromadorea, Rhabditida, Ancylostomatidae. The coding region runs from base 1 to 1425 and encodes 474 amino acids. The transcript is spliced from 13 exons. The record is from RefSeq and is a predicted model, not a curated record.
AUGGGUGGUCCCAGCAAAGGUUCCACUACGUUCCUAACCGCUACGCUCCACCACGCCGCCUCGAGAGAAGCCGCUUUAGUGAUACGCUGCCUCUCAAUGAUGUCGAAUAAGACGUCCAACAACAUGUUGAACAGGACAAUGGCAAUGGACUCAUCCUUGCCAUUGUUUACAUCACCGCGAUUUUUGUCGACAUCAACUUCAUACAUGCGUAAAAAGGCAGCGCGUCAGGACCGUUAUGCUCGUGAGGCUACGGACGCACUAAUAAUGAGGCUUCACUCCCAUGUACAUGCGCUGUCACUGGUCAACUCUGAACGUUCUGCGCUGUUUAAGCUUUUCAAAUCGAUUGUACAAAGGCAUGACGACCUGAAGACUGAUUAUCAUUCACUUCUGAAUUGUGGAUACAAACCGUCAUUAGAGCAAAUGACACUUGUUGAACUUGUUGACAAAAAAAUGAAUGUCAUAUUGAAUUUCAUGAAUAUGGCUUCCCAAAGAAGUGUGAAUAUUUCGCGUCUCAUAAUGUCGAUGGAGAUUCCGAGAAUGUCUUUGCUGAGACGUUUGCCGAAAUUUCAAAGUUGUUUGGAAGAAGGUUUUUGCUUUCCAGAAAGCAAAAAUGCGCUCAAUAUUAACCAAUUUACAAACAACUUUGUUCCGAGAAAUGAGGAGAAAGAACUACUGAUUUCCAAUAUCAAAACCGAAACAGAUUCAAAUUGUAGAAGUUGCUCUAUAUGCCCAGAUACCACUAAAGACGAUCCUGCAUCAAAAGAUGGUGAUAUCAUCAAUGGCAGCUGGCCAUACCAGGAAGAAGAAUAUCAAAGCGACAAGAGUUGGUUGAUUGAACAUGAGGAAGAGGUCAUCACCGAUUGUAACUGUCAACUCAUCGACACAAAAAAUAAAAUAGAUGGUGUGAUUCUGGAUUCAACUGUAGGCCAAUUUGAAGACGAUACAGUGGAAUACUUACCAAAUGCUUGGAAUGAGAUUUCUGAAGUCGUAGUAGCCAGACCUUUCACAUGGAGAGCAGCUUGUGCUUGCUACGGAAAUGACGAGCUGUAUGACAGAAGUUACCCAGAUAUGCAAAAAGGUGAUGCUGUCCAGCAUACUGCCCAGCCAAAGCCUAAUCCAGUAAACGCCAAGCCUCACAAGGAUGUAGUUGGGUCAAAACGACAUGAAGCACGGACAGUUGCGCAAGCGGCCGCGCUCGAACCGGUGCGGUGGAGCACAGCGAUUGGAAUCGUGGUGAGACCAUGGCGAACUGCAGAGAUGGGUGGAGGUAGCGAGGAUUCCUACACGAUACAACCGUUAAGCUCCACCGCGCCGCUUCGAGCCCAGCCGCUAGCGCUGCUGCCCGUGGUUCAUGUCGUUUCGACCCAACUAUAUGCAAGGAGAUGCAACAACGACGAAUGGAUUCUGUAUGAGCUGUACGAGUAG